This is a messenger RNA of Ipomoea nil (Japanese morning glory), 330 nucleotides long. RefSeq lists its product as uncharacterized. The transcript has a single exon. Lineage: Eukaryota; Viridiplantae; Streptophyta; Magnoliopsida; Solanales; Convolvulaceae. The coding region runs from base 1 to 330 and encodes 109 amino acids. The record is from RefSeq and is a predicted model, not a curated record.
AUGAUUCCAAAGUCGAAAGCUCAAUAUGUCCCAGAAGAGAGAACACGAGCUAACCUCAACAAUGUAACACGAGAUAUUCUGUACAAAUCUCUAGACGAAUCCUUGUUUCCAAGGGUUAGAAAGUGCAAAACUGCUAAAGAUAUUUGGAAUACUCUCAUGGAGAUAGGAGAAGGAGACGAGCAAGAAAAGGAAAACAAGCUCACGGUUGCUAUGAAACAUUUCGAACACUUUAAGAUGAACCCGAAUGAAACCAUUGUUCAAAUGGAGAUUCGUUUCACCAAGUUGCUGAGUGAGAUCUCUGAUCUAGGGAAGGAACUAACCCAAAAAUAA